ACAUGUUGGGUCGAUUUUCAUGGCUAUUUAAAUAAAAAUUGAAAGGGGAAGCAGUUCUUCUCAUCUAAUCUAAAGUUGUCAAAGGUGACUGCCAACCACCCUGCACAGUGACGGUGACCAUAUCUGAUCCGAUCAGAAUUCAGAAAAUGGAUGCUGAGACUGAGACCGUGGUGCAUAAUGGAGGUUGCCAUUGCAAGAGUGUAAGGUGGAAAGUGCUUGCUCCUUCCAGUGUGGUGGCAUGGGACUGCAAUUGCUCAAACUGCUACAUGAGAGCUAAUAACCACUUCGUCGUUCCUGCUGAAAAUUUUGAGCUUUUGGGAGAUUCUGGCAAGUUUAUCACAACUUACACGUUUGGCACUCACACUGCAAAGCACACAUUCUGCAAAAUCUGUGGGAUAACUUCAUUUUACUAUCCGCGUUCGAACCCGGAUGGGGUUGCAGUUUCAUUCAGGUGUGUUGACCCUGGAACGUUGACACACAUUGAAAUUAGGCACUUUGAUGGGAAAAAUUGGGAGAGCUCAUAUAAUCAGACAGGCAUCGCUUCAUGGUCAAAGGUGCAGAAGUAACUUCCAUGAUUAACAUCAGGACUAGAAAAUAAAAUGUGGCAGAUGUUAAACUGUGGCCAUGAUAAACCUGACAUAGUGCAACAAGAAAAAGUUCAGAGACAAAUUAUCUAUUUGAUUGAUGUACUCUUGUUUUAGAAUGUUUGUGUUGUGCCAAUGUGUCUUCAACAACCAUGUCAUAGGGAUUGUCUUCAUAAAACGUGGAGAGGUAGCUUCUCAUUGAUAUUUUAUGACAGGUGUUGCUGCCAA
This is a messenger RNA of Lotus japonicus, 812 nucleotides long. RefSeq lists its product as uncharacterized. The record is from RefSeq and is a predicted model, not a curated record. The transcript is spliced from 2 exons. The coding region runs from base 147 to 566 and encodes 139 amino acids. NCBI's taxonomy places the organism in Eukaryota, Viridiplantae, Streptophyta, Magnoliopsida, Fabales, Fabaceae. Gene Ontology annotation, molecular function: carbon-sulfur lyase activity.